AUGCCUGCACCAAGGCACUCCCAGAGUGCAGAGGCGGCUCGUGCAGCAGCAGCUCAGGCCGAGUUCAAUGAAAAGAAAUGGGUCUGGGUUCCAGAUGACAAAGAGGGGUAUCUUGCAGGAUGGGUCCAUAACGAGGACGGUGAAUAUGGUGAUAUUAUAAUGGCAGCCGGAGGGGAGGCAAGUGUUCCUUUGUUUACACUGUCGAAAAUGAAUCCUCCUAAGUUCGAUCGCGUCGAUGACAUCGCAGAUCUUACUUUUCUCAAUGAAGCCAGCGUCGUCCAUAAUCUCCGUCUGCGAUUUGGAUCAGGCGCCAUAUAUACAUAUUCGGGCUUAUUCCUGGUUGCGGUCAAUCCUUAUCAAAGCCUGCCUUUAUACUCUGAUGCAAUUGUGCAUCAGUAUCGAAGUAAACGGAGGGACGAAAAUGCUCCCCACAUCUUCGCUGUUGCCGAACGUGCAUGGGUCAAUAUGGGUGAGGAACGAGAGAACCAAAGUAUUCUUAUAACGGGUGAGUCCGGAGCAGGGAAGACAGAAAGUACGAAGAAAGUUAUUCAAUAUCUGGCUGCUAUUGCUACCGACGUACAUCAAGGUCCCUCGACCCCUUCGCAUUCGCGUUCGCCUACUCUUUCUAGCUUACAGUCAUUUUCGACCAUGCCCACCACUGGUUUGCCAAGGACCAAUUCUACGAAACGUGGACAUGUGUCUACUACUUCCACGACAGGCAGUGGAUUCGCACUCACUGCAAAGGGCAGGCUUGGUCUCCUCGAAAGACAGAUAUUACAAGCGAAUCCCAUUCUGGAAGCUUUUGGUAACGCCCAAACACAGAGAAAUAACAAUUCCAGUCGUUUCGGAAAGUUCGUACGGAUAUCUUUCGCUCCGGACGGCAGUAUUGCGGGGGCAAAUAUUGAUUGGUAUCUCCUCGAGAAGAGUCGCGUCGUUGUCCGAAGUGAAGCGGAACGAAGUUUCCAUGUAUUCUAUCAUCUAUUGGCUGGAGGAUCCGAUCUCAAAGAUAAGCUACUUCUUGGAGGCGGAGUUGAGGAUUACGAAUUUCUCAACAAGAGCAGACGGGAGGUUGACGGUGUCGACGAUCGGGAAGAGUGGUAUGCUCUGAAAGCUGCACUUGAUGUAGUCGGUUUUACUGCUUCGGAGCAGUAUGAUCUUUUUCGCAUUGUCGCUGCAGUGCUACAUAUAGGAAAUAUUGUCGUCACGUCUACCCGUGCUGACGACGCGGUCAUGCCAGAUCCCUCCCAGGCAGAACGCGUCUGCCACCUUCUUGGAGUCCCGCCAGUUGAAUUUACCCGAGCCGUCCUUCGACCGCGAGUUCUUGCCGGUCGUGAAUGGGUGACUCAAGCGCGCACCGGCCAGCAGGCUCUAGAUGAACUUGCAGCAUUAUCGAAGACACUCUACGAGAAAUCUUUUGGUCUCCUAGUCGAUCGUAUCAAUCAAGCACUGGACCGACCCUCCUCAAAAUCUACCUUCAUUGGCGUUCUGGAUAUCGCCGGUUUUGAAAUUUUCGAGGUCAACACUUACGAACAACUGCUCAUAAAUUACACCAACGAGAAGCUUCAGCAGUUCUUCAACCACCAUAUGUUUGUUUUAGAGCAGGAAGAAUAUUCACGGGAAGGUAUCAAGUGGGAUUAUGUCAACUUUGGUCUCGAUUUACAACCCACUAUCGAUUUGAUCGAAUCUAGUGGCAGCGCUGGGGCAAUUGGUAUACUCAGCUGUCUUGACGAGGAAUGCAUUAUGCCUAAAGCCACCGACGCAACAUUCACGCACAAGUUGCACAGCCUAUGGGCUGGUGUAGGUGGGGAUCCAGAUGAUCCCCAGCAAAGCCAUCCUGGAAGAGAGAAGUACGAACCUGCUCGAUUUGAACAGGGUUUCUUGGUGCAGCAUUACGCCGCGAAGGUGGAAUACAGAACAGAUGGGUGGUUGGAAAAGAACAAAGAUCCGUUGAAUGAUAACCUGACUCGAGUCUUUGCCUCCUCGACCGAGCGUUAUGUCUCCUCCCUUUUUGCCGAUCACGUCAAUACUCCGAUUUCAGGAACUCAAACUAAUAUGUUCUCUGUUGGAAAGAAGCGAGGUAUCAAGAGAGGAGCCUUCAGGACUGUAGGGCAGCGACAUAAGGAGCAACUCGCAAGUCUCAUGGGUCAACUGAUGGCCACGCAACCUCAUUUCGUUCGUUGUAUUGUCCCUAAUACGAACAAGAAGCCAGGGCGUGUUGAUGUGCCUCUGGUACUCGACCAACUCCGCUGCAACGGUGUGUUGGAAGGUAUUCGGAUCGCUCGUCUUGGAUAUCCAAACAGACUUCCCUUCGUUGAAUUUCGCCAACGAUAUGAAGUCCUUACUCCUGGUAUCAUUCCGAAAGGUUACAUGGACGGUCGUGAGGCCUGUCGGAGAAUGGUCGGUGCGUUGGAGCUUGAUGAAGCGAUCUUCAAGAUUGGAAUGUCAAAAAUAUUCUUCAAGGCUGGUGUCCUGGCAGACCUCGAGGAACGCCGUGACAUGCUCCUGUUCGAUCUAUUUUCGAAAUUACAGGCAGUUGCUAGGAUGUGGACGGCACGAAGACAAAUCAAGAAAAUACUCAAUCGUGCUGUCGCUAUUCGAACGAUACAGCGUAACGCAAGAGUGUACGGUGAAUUAAGAGACUGGCCUUGGUGGCAGCUAUAUACAAAGGUUCGUCCUUUACUCGCAGCUACUCGGAGCGACGAGGAACUUCGUCGGAAAGAGGCAGAACUUGUUCUCCACAAAGAGCGAGCUGAACGUGAUAAACAAGAGAGAGAAGCCCUAGAGAACUUGAAAAUGACGCUGGAAGCAGAGAAAAACAAGGUCGAGGAUCAGCUCGAGGCGGAGAGAGCCCUUAACCUCGACAAAGACACACUUUUAGAGAGGAGCAAAAAGCACGAGGCGGAAUUGGAGGAGGAAGUCGCAGAACUCCAAGCAGAUAUCGAUGACUUACAGUCCCACCUCGACCGUGCAAUGACUAUGGCCAAAGACAGUGAACAACGUCACGCUGAGCAGCGGGACAUGUUUGACCAGGCCGCUGAACAUCUGGUCCGGCUAGAAAACGAGCAAAAGCAGAUGAGAUUACACGAAGAAGAGACCCUGGCCGAGUUGGCCAAUCAAAACGAGGAAAUCGAGCGACUACACAAUGAUCUGGAGACCCUUCAGAAAGUCAGCGAAGAUCUCAAACGAUUAGCUGUACAACGAGAGGAAGACUUAUCCCGAGCUCGAGAUCGCACUGAUAUAGCAGUGAAGGAAUUGGAAGGCAAGCUUGAGGUUGAGAUGCGAAACAAGGACAUCCUUAGGGGACGCACAGAUACUCUCGAGCUGGAGCUUCGGCAAGCCAAAGAGCAAGUUGUUGAGAUGGACCAUACUAAGAAGGACGAUCGCAUUGCUGAACUCCUACAGGAGCUUGAGCAGCUUGCUGAGAUUCUCGAACUACAGAUCGAAUUAGACGCUGAGAAAGCUGACCGUGCCCAAGGAGACCUUGAUGAACUUCGAACCCUACUCGAAACCAAAACCAGCGAAGAGACGAGGCGGAACGAGCUUACCAAUCUUCGUUCACAAGUGGUCAAGAUGCAACAGGAGCUUACGGACACUCGCCAUUCGGCUUUGGAAAUCCAGGGCAAGCUUAAAGUUGACCUUGAACAGUCUGCUCGUGAUCUAGUAUCUCUGCAGGGCUCCUAUGACAACCUAUCCACUCUAGAGAAAGGGAAGCGCGGGUUGGAGUCUGAAUUACAGUCACUUCGCUCUCAAGUCCAAAAGGCAAAAGAGGUAAGCAGACUUAACCUGUCAUUUUUAUACCCCACUGCUUAUCAUUCAUUUGCGGAUAUACAGAGCUUAGAUCGACAAUUGUCGGCUGCGCAGAAUAAGUAUCAUGGCAUUGAGGAUAGGCAACUCGAAAACAUCAAGAAACAGCUCGAAAGUGAAACUACGCGGCAUCACAAUGUGAAGGUAGACCGAGAUUUGAAUAAAGCUCUCAAGGAUUUAAAAGACCGCGAAUGGGACAUCAAGCAGCUUGAAUCGAAGCAGGAUAAGACCAUAGUUGAGCAUGUUCAUGUUCUCGAAGAAGCCAAACGAGUCACGGAUCGCCAACUCGCCGAUGCUCAGGAGGAACUACAAAAGAAUGCUGCCUACAUUCGAUCGUUGGAAAAAGCCAAAAUUAGGCUUACUAGUGAGGCGGAAGAUUUGUUGCGAGAGACGGAGCGUGAGCGGAUGGAAUUGCGGGGAAAGGAAAAAGCAGUCCGGAACCAGGAGGACCGAGUGGCUCGAGCUGUCAUAGACGUCGAACAGGAACGAAAAGCACGACAAGAGGUUGAGUUGCAAGUCCGCCGGCUGCAAUCAGAGCUCCAGAAUACCUCCCGCCACGCGGAAGAACUUUCACAACAAUUGCUCAUUACUCAGCAAUCCAAAGAAUCUUUGGAAGCUGAACUCGACCAUCUGGUUGACGAGACACCAGCCGCGGACAGUUUAGCAAAGAUACAACGUCAGUAUCAAGCGCGCAUAGUGCAACUGGAAGAUCAGGUUAGUAUGUCGGACGACGCGCGUCUAGCUGCGUUGCGAAGAUUGAGCGAGCGUAUCCAGCGUCAGCACGCAGAUAUCCGCAAGCUCAUUACGGACACCGGACCAUCAGAUUCAACGUUCCAAUCACGCUUGCUCCACGAACUUCAGCUUCUUGACGAUGAACUGAAAAGUGAUUUGUCCUCUAGAAAUGUUCCAUCCUCCAAACAUGACGCCCGUCUCUCUACCCCAUCCUCCAAAUCGAAACGAAAUCCUUCGCGGGAAGCUCCUCGAGAUAUCACAAAAUCUUCAGACGGUCAAGUCGUUGCCUUGAAGCAGCAAGUUCAGGUACUCGAGUUACAAAUGGCUGCUUCUGAACGCGUCCGGCAUCAUCUUGAGACAUCUAUCCGCGAAAUGACUGCUGAUCUUGAGAACAGUGACGGAUCCAAACAGUUCUUGCAACAGUACCGUUCUCGCCUUGCCAAAGAGAACAAGAGACUGGCAGAACUUCUCGAAGAGGAAGCUGAAGCUCGCCGUUCGGCUGAGGCUGCUCAGAUUGAUGGCAUACAAGCCGUUUGGUCGAAAUUCCAGAAGACCAUUGACGAGGAACGACAAAGUUAUGCGAGACUAGAAGAAACUCGCAAGGCUUUGCACCUGCAACAGCGCACAAUGCAAUCUGAUCUUGAAACUCAACGAACUCAACUCCAAGAAGCUUUGCAAGCCAGGAAGAUGUUACAAUCCGAAGUGGCCGAAACAAAUGCUCAACUUGAAGUCGCACGAAGUGAAAUAACAGGGCUUAAACGUCAAAUUCAUAAUCAACAAAUGGAAGAUGACAUUGCUUCAUCAACAACUUCAGCAAUGCAAGCCGAUCUCCGCGCCACCACUGAAGCCUUCAAAGCCAAGGAACAAUCAUACCAGCAACGCCUCGAAAACGCAGAAAUUGCCCGUGUGAAAGCCACGAGGGCUGAGGCAUCGGUUCGUCGAACCUUGUCAGAAAUUGAAAAGGCACAAACUGACACUGUCGCUAAAUUGAAAUCCAACGAAGACCUUCUAAGAGCCGCCCACCAACGAAUCAAGGAGUUAGACAAGAAAUUGCAGGAAGAAGGCAAUGAUUCCAUUGAUCUCGUGGAGCUCAAUCAACGGCUUGCAGAAGAACUCGAAGACGAAAAGACGCAACACCAGAAGGACCUGGAAGAACACGAGUUCGCUAGCAAUCAAACACGGAAAAAGUACCAAGCUGAGUUGGCCCAGUUAAGCGAAGAACUUCAAUCUCAACGCGACGCUCUCACCCGCCUAAGGGAAGACAAUCGCAAAAUCAGAUCUGACUAUGAUGAAUUGCAACUCCGCUUUGACGAUGAAGUUUAUAGCAGUGGCGGAUGGCGCAAAGAAAAGGAGCGACUGGAAACCAAGAUUCACGAUGUUUCCAAAGCAUACGAGGCGUCGACCGCCGCCCAGACUGAACAGCAAUCCCAAAUCGUGUCUCUCCAUUCCCAAGUUCGAGAACUUCGUGGGGUGCUGGACGAUGUCGAGGCAGAUAGGGCUUUGCUCCAGAAAGCUCGUCGAGCUCUACAAGCUGAAUUGGAGGGAAUCAAGCUCGAUCACGUCGAUACUCACAAACUUUCUACGGACCAACAGUUCCAGAAAUUGUUUCUACAAAAGCAAGAUCUGGAGAGGUCAUUGGACGAGCAAGAAGACAGAGUGGCGAAUGCUUUCGAUCGCAUGAAAAAAGCUGAAGCGUUUGCGAAUGAAUGUCAAAUCGAGCUUGGCAAGGUUCGAGUUGAUAACUCUGAACUAGAUCGUAUCAAUGCAAACCUGGAAAAUCAAGUUAAAGAACUCAACGUCCGCAUAAUCGACCUUGAAACCAAAUCUUAUGCUUCGACCUCACGACCAGCUACCCUCUCGCGCAAAACUGACAGUCGGAUUGAAGAGAUUACCAGCCAACUCACUGGUAAAGGGCACGCACAUCGAUUGUCUCGGGAUUCCAAAUUCGAUCUCGAUCGUCAGAGGGUAAAGUUGGACGAGGAAAGGAAAGGAUAUGAGAUGCAGCUUGCUACUUUGAGAAAGUCAAUGGAUGAAUUGCAUACCCAAGAUAACUUACUUCAAUCAGCCAAGCGGCGUGCAGAGCGCGAAGCAGCUGAUUAUAAACAAAAGUCACUCAAUCUUGAACGUGAAGUAGAACGGCUACGGAAUAGACUGGAUCGACCGGCUUCUGCGUUUGGUUCACCAACUAGCUCACCUCGCAAAUGA
Lentinula edodes (shiitake mushroom) is the source of this 6741-nucleotide messenger RNA. Its product is annotated as nonmuscle myosin heavy chain b. The transcript is spliced from 26 exons. Gene Ontology annotation, cellular component: actin cytoskeleton; vesicle; myosin complex. Gene Ontology annotation, molecular function: microfilament motor activity; actin filament binding; ATP binding. Gene Ontology annotation, biological process: actin filament organization; vesicle transport along actin filament. The record is from RefSeq and is a predicted model, not a curated record. NCBI's taxonomy places the organism in Eukaryota, Fungi, Basidiomycota, Agaricomycetes, Agaricales, Omphalotaceae. Bases 1 to 6741 code for a protein of 2246 amino acids.